AUGGAAAGUAAGGACCCAGAUGCAGGAGUGCUAAGAUCUCAUAACCAAAGCUCAUCUGAAGAGGCUGGUCCCGAUGCUCCCAACAUCCUUUCCGACACCGAGAACUCUGGGGAAUUCGGGGAGAAUGCCGAGGAUAAUAAUGUAACCCCGAAAGCCUCAUCGACGAAGUCCAAUCGUUGGGAUUUUAUUAUCAAUGCUUUACUAUGGGCACCACCAUGGUGUCGAUGGAACAUGGAAAGCCCACCCAAAUUUGGGAUGCCAUUAAAUAUAUUGUUUGCCUUUGCUGGAACGUUCACGGUUGCCAAUCUAUACUAUGCACAGCCUCUUCUGGAUACGCUUGCUAGCUAUUUUGAUGUGUCCCAUGAGCGAGCAUCCCUAGUCCCCACCUGCAGUCAAGCUGGCUAUGCUACAGGGUUGAUUCUUCUCUGUCCCCUUGGGGACCUGGUUCGGAGAAGGCCUUUUGUCCUGCUUCUGACAUUUAUAACGGCGACUCUAUGGAUUGGCAUGUGUAUCACCAAAUCUUUCAAUGUCUUCCUUGCUAUAAGUUAUCUUUCUUCAGUAACCACUGUUACUCCGCAAAUUAUGCUUCCCCUGGUGGGAGACCUUGCCCCUCCAGCCCGACGCGCAACGGCAUUGUCAAUCGUCGGAUCAGGACUAGUCCUAGGCCUACUAUUUGCACGACUCCUCUCCGGAAUUAUGGCUGAAUACUCUUCAUGGAGGAACAUAUACUGGCUAUCCCUUGCAUUGCAAUAUGCAAUCUUUGUCUUGCUCUGGGCAUAUAUGCCGGAUUAUCCUCAAACCAACACCGACAUCUCCUACCUCAAAGUCCUCACCUCAAUCGUGCAACUAUUCAUUACAACCCCAGUCCUGGUAUACGCCACGUUUAUGGGAUUCUUCCUCUCAGCAACAUUCACCAGUUACUGGACAACACUCACCUUCCUUCUCUCCGGCGCACCAUACCACUACAAUACAGUGACAAUCGGACUGUUCUCGUUAGCAGGUCUAACGCCAAUGUUCCUGGGUCCCUUCUAUUCUCGAUAUGUCAUUGAUAAAUAUGUUACGCACGUGUCUAUUCUCAUUAGCCUGACGAUCUGCCUUACUGGAAUCUGCAUCGGUGCAUAUACGGGUACAUUUACAGUGGCGGGCCCCAUUCUACAAGCAGCGUUGCAGGACUUUGGUCUCCAAAUGACGCAGAUUUCAAACCGUGUUGCCAUAUACAGUGUUGCGCCGAAGGCGCGCAGUCGGCUUAAUACUGCCUAUAUGAUUGGAGUCUUCUGUGGUCAGCUCAUGGGAACUGCGGUUGGAAAUAGAGUAUAUGGCCAAAGCGGAUGGAUCAUGAGCGGGACGGUUAGUGUGAUUUUCGUUGUGGUAUCUUUUGCCAUUUGCAUGUUACGGGGCCCGGCUGAGAAAGGAUGGGUGGGAUGGAGCGGUGGCAUGCGGAUACGAAAGGUCGAAACACAAUGA
Messenger RNA from Penicillium pulvis, 1464 nucleotides. Its product is annotated as MFS transporter. The record is from RefSeq and is a predicted model, not a curated record. NCBI's taxonomy places the organism in Eukaryota, Fungi, Ascomycota, Eurotiomycetes, Eurotiales, Aspergillaceae. Bases 1 to 1464 code for a protein of 487 amino acids. The transcript has 3 exons. Gene Ontology annotation, biological process: transmembrane transport. Gene Ontology annotation, molecular function: transmembrane transporter activity.